This is a messenger RNA of Ustilago hordei, 594 nucleotides long. Its product is annotated as putative CDC31 - spindle pole body component, centrin. Lineage: Eukaryota; Fungi; Basidiomycota; Ustilaginomycetes; Ustilaginales; Ustilaginaceae. Gene Ontology annotation, cellular component: mitotic spindle pole body; half bridge of spindle pole body. Bases 1 to 594 code for a protein of 197 amino acids. The record is from RefSeq and is a predicted model, not a curated record. The transcript is spliced from 2 exons. Gene Ontology annotation, biological process: spindle pole body duplication. Gene Ontology annotation, molecular function: microtubule binding; calcium ion binding.
AUGUCGCUCUACACCCCAUCAUCAAAAGCAGCCAAACGCAGGGCAGCCAAUCUAGGCGCCUCCACCAGCAACCACACUUCCACACCCAACCAUCUCUCAGCUUCUUCUUCCUCACGCAACGUCAACUCGCACCACCGCAUCGAUACGGCAGCCCUCACCGACGAACAGCGACAAGAGAUCAAAGAAGCAUUCGAACUCUUCGAUACCGACAAAGAUGGAGCUAUCGACUAUCACGAGUUGAAGGUUGCUAUGCGAGCGCUUGGGUUUGAUUUGAAGAAGGCGGAGGUGUUGAAGUUGCUAAGAGAUCACGAUAAAACCAAUUCUGGCUUGUUGGAGUGGGAAGAUUUCAAUCAGAUCAUGUCGGAGAAGAUCGCAUCAAGAGAUCCGAUGGAAGAAAUCCGCAAAGCAUUCGCGCUGUUCGACAACGAUGCCACUGGAAAGAUUUCCUUGCGCAACCUCAAGCGUGUAGCAAAGGAGCUAGGAGAGACAUUGGACGAUGACGAGUUGCAAGCUAUGAUCGACGAAUUCGAUCUCGACCAGGAUGGCGAGAUCAACGAAAACGAAUUCAUUCAAAUCAUGAUGGAUGAUUCGUAG